AUGAGUGGGAUCUUUCAUUUCAAGAAAAUUUCCGGCAAGGAUUGUUCGAGCAGGGGCUUCCAUAGGCGAUCAGCAUCCUUAGCGACUGCAUCAGGACAGAAUCUAGGUGCUGUAAGUGGUCUUGCACUAGGUCAGGGUCUUGAGUUGCAGGACCCUACUGUCGACAUGCAAUCUUCUGAUGGAUUGGGAGCUCCUGGUUUCCACUAUCAGAGUCCUCUUGUGCCAUUCGGUGAAUCACAUUUUUCAUGGUUGGAACCCAUGGAAGGACGCUGGUCUGGAGCUGAUGCAUAG
Messenger RNA from Arabis nemorensis, 291 nucleotides. The record is from the annotation of a GenBank genome assembly. NCBI's taxonomy places the organism in Eukaryota, Viridiplantae, Streptophyta, Magnoliopsida, Brassicales, Brassicaceae.